AUGAAUAUUGUUUUUCCUUUUAUCCUCUUUCUUUUUUUUUACAUCGAGAAAGCGACAUGUGAAAAUGAGAUAAAAGGCAAACUAUUCUCGGACACUGAAUUAGAGAACAUAGGGGGAAGUGCAGGAGACAUUAUCACAAGUUCCUCAAGAUCACCGGAACCAGUUAAUAGCCACCCUUCAAAUACGAACCUAGCGGGGGAGUUAUUAAAGGAAUUAAAAAUCAUUCCUCCACCAUCCGUUAAACUUAAUGAGACAGAGUUAAUUGACCCUGAUAUCAUCUGUCAAAGGGACUAUAAUACGCCAUGCCCAAAUGAUUAUGACUAUAUCGGUACUGUUCACGAAGAUGACGAUGAGAUAUGCGCACCAUCUUCCACGUAUGAAGGUCCAUGUGUUGGUGAAGAACUCAACAUAAAAAAUAUAUCUGAGAAAACAAAAGAAACAUGGUCUAAAAAUUGUCAAGCAUUUUGGCCCUGCAAAAAAUGUGUCAGAAGUUUCACAUCUUACUGUCCCGAAAAAUGGGAUAAGGUGAAGGGAACCUUGAGAUCGUGCAAACCAUCUUUGCUGUAUCAUGGUCCCUGUAAAUACCAAGUUAAUUUUUCUGGAUAUAAUAUACGAAUGUUAGAAGAGUGGAGUUUAAAAUGUCACGCUUGGUGGGCCUGUGAUCACAUGAAUAUAAUAGACGACUGUCCAGACAGUGAUAUGCCUAUUACACCUGCCGCUACAAGGUGGAGACUGAACAAAUAUUACCAGUGA
This is a messenger RNA of Plasmodium gonderi, 753 nucleotides long. RefSeq lists its product as hypothetical. The transcript has 10 exons. The record is from RefSeq and is a predicted model, not a curated record. Bases 1 to 753 code for a protein of 250 amino acids. Lineage: Eukaryota; Apicomplexa; Aconoidasida; Haemosporida; Plasmodiidae.